AUAAUCAAAUAUUUACUUGCGACACUUAAUUCGGAUGAAUUGAAAUGUGGGACACCACACAGAGGUGACAUUAAAGAUAAAGAAAUUGGCGCGCCUGAGAAGAGUAUCUAGGCUUGAACAACAGAUAAGGCUGUUAAAGGCAGGGGGUAGGUUUCAGUGUUUAUCAGAUGUUGACGAUAGCAAUCCAGCGGGCAGCGCCAGCGGCCCCACCAUCGCGAGCGCGGCCGGCGCGGCGUCUGUCAUCAUCAGUAGCAUUCACACCGGCGAGCGAUCCGCACGCUGCGCACGAGCACGCGCUUACGGACGGUAGUGAAAGUCGCGCACACGGGUUCCGCUACGAUUUCGUACAACGACGUCUUCGUCUAGUUAUUCUGUUUGUUCGUUGCGCCAGUGCAACGGGGAAAGGAGGUCGGUGCUUGUCCAAAGCCCGUACAGUGAUUCAACGAAAUUUCGAUCAAAUCAAGCCGAAAAUGACAGAGCCGUAAUUGUCAUGUUGGCACCCUGAAUCGAAUGAAGUGUGACAGUUAACGAGUUCUAGUGCUAUUCAAAAUGAGUGUUGAACCGACUUUGACCGAGUCGCCGGUGCCGCUGGCGCUGUCGCGGCUGCAGAGCCGGGCCGGGCGCACGCCGCGCGGCCUGCGCACGCACCGGCCCAGCCUGCAGCUCGCCAGCCUGCAGGAGUCCGCCGACGAGUCCCCGCGCCGGUAUAGCGGGGAACCAUUCGCCGCCGACACCGACGAAGACGAGGCCUUCGCUGACGGCGGGGACGGCGCCGAUGGCGUAGUUUCUGAAACACCGCCUCCAUCACGAUCUGGCUCCAACGGCCGCCGAGCAUCAGAAGCGACGUUCGCUGAACGAUACAGACAGCUAAGCGACUGCGACGACCCGCCGCCUGAUCCUCCUCGUCGCGCCUCCCUAGCUGUACCCGUAGGCGCAGAAGGUUUCGGAGCUAACGACAAGGGUCGGAGACGCUCGUGGGCGGCGAGGUUGCAGUUAGAACGGAAAAAGAGAAGGAAGUCAGGUGGAAAUGAUACCGACGAAGAAAGUGAUACUCCAAUGUACGUCCGCCAGAAGCGACCCUCCUGGUGGAACGUGUUUGUGCCAGAUAAUAUGCUGAAAAACAGGUCUAGGCGUGCCUCGCAGCAGCUGUCCAGAAGUGCCGAAAGCAUCGACCAAUCGUUUAAAAGGUCGAAAAGUCGUUCGGUGGACCAUGGCUUCUCUCCGCCAUUUGACCUGGAGGCGCUGCGCUCGAAGGUCGAAGGCAGAUUUGAUGCUGUUCAUAGAGAUGAAGACGAGCACGCCAAGAGAUUACCGCCCCCUCCACCCAUUAAGACGAUGACUUACACGGUCCGCGACCGCGACACCCUGACAUCGCUAGCGGCGAGGUUCGACACCACCCCCUCGGAGCUGACCAAGCUGAACAGGCUCGCCACGCAGUUCAUCUUCCCGGGUCAGACGCUGCUAGUGCCCGACAAGCGGAAAGAUGGCGAUAAGGACUCUGAUGGUCCGUCGGAGAGCGGCGACAACACAUCUGAGUCAACACAGGGCGCUCCGAGUGAGCCCGCACAAGAAAAAGAAAUCCUGGAUAGCUUGCGGCCUGUGUCCCCGGAGACGCAGCAGAGCAACGCCGCGCCGCAGCGCUUCCUGAAGAUCAACGUGCGACACAUCACUGAUGGACAGGGCGUAGUGUCCGGUGUCCUGCUGGUGACCCCGAACGCGGUGAUGUUCGACCCGAACGUGUCGGACACGCUAGUGAUGGAGCACGGGCCCGAGUCGUACGGCGUCAUCGCGCCCAUGGAGUACGUCGUCAACGCUGCCAUCUUCUACGACAUAGCGCACAUGCGCACGCACGGCCCCGACCAUAACACGCACAAAGCCGAGCAAGCUGAGAUCUACUAUAUGAAUAAGUCGGAACUUUCACCCGGAAAGGAUUCUCUUCUAGUCAAAGAUGAAACAUUCCCCGAGCUGCAGGCGGCCGGGGGCGAGGGCCCGGAGGGUGCGGAGGGCGGCGAGGGGGGAGAGGCGCGCGCGCCCGACGAGGCCGAGGACCGCGGCGGCGCCGCCUUCCCCAAGGCCUUCGACCGGGAGCUCGUCACGCCUACUGCGCUGCAGCAAUCUACUGAAGAUCGACGAAAAUCUUUACUGGAUCAACAUUGGGCCAUACCUAGCAAGGACAGGAUGUCCAUCGACCAAGGAAGUGAGGUGUCGUCCAGCGCUGACGUCAAGGACGACAGCGUAGUAGGUGCAAUAGGCGCGGCGGCGGCGGGUUCUGGCUCCGAGGCGGGCGACGCGGGCGAUGCGCGCGACGUGCCCGACGUGCGCGACGUGCCCGACGUACGCGACGUGCCCGACCCGCGCGACGCCCCGCACCUGCCCGCCGACGACGCGCAGCAUCUCGUCAAGCUGUCCUACCACGACUCCGGCAUUGACAUCCGUGACCCACUACUGCAUGUCACACCUGCUAACUCUAAGAAGGGUUCACUCAUAGAUUGCGAUGAGUAUUACCAUGAGAUAGAUACGAUAUACGAGUCGACCGAGCUGGAGAUACGCGGUGGUAGUUGGAACCGCGAGGCGGCGCAAGCGCUGCACUGUUUUGUAACACUGCACAGGAACAGGAACAUUGACGCGAGGUCUGACUCGGUGUACUCGUCUUGCGAUGAGGUGUACAGCGACGCGGACAUCGUCCUGUCGGCGGACUGGGUCCCGCCGGUGUGCCUGUCGCGCGGCGAGGCCCCGCUGUCCGCGCCGCCGCUGGGCGAGGCAGAGCGGGCGCGCAAGCCUGCUGCUGUCUCCUUCUCGCUCGACGGUGCUGCCCAGCGUGACGAUAAUGCCAAACCUGAUAAGAAAAAUAAGAUGCUGAAGCGGCUCUCGUACCCGCUAUCGUGGGUGGAGGGCCUGACGGGCGAGGGCGCGGCGCAGGGCUCGCAGAGCGACUCGUUGCCAACCUCCGCCGACAGCCACAACUCUACCAGCGUCUUCUCCAAAGUAUUCAACAGACGCAGCUCGCUGGGCGGGUUCGGUCGCUCGCACACCAAGUCGACAUCGAGCAGCGGCAGCGCGCCCCCUCCCCGCCUCGACUACCGCAGCAUGGUCUCCGUCGACGACAUGCCGGACCUGUUCGCCUCAUUCGAUAAACUAAUCCCGCGCCCCGCUCGUCCCAGCGACGACCCGCCGCUGUACCUGCGCCUUCGCAUGGGCAAGCCCAUCGGCCGCCCGCUGCCGCGCACCACGCCGCUCAUGUCCUACGGCCGCAAGCGCAUGAAGCCUGAGUACUGGUUCGGAGUGCCCAGGAACAGGGUCGACGAUCUGUUCAAGUUCCUGACGCACUGGGUGCCGGACCGGUACGGGCCCCUGGGCGACGUGGCCGCGCAGGGCUACGAGCUCAUCGACAGCGACACCGAGUGGGACGACGACGAGGCCAAGCCCGGGCAGAAGGACGAGCGUACUGGCAGCACUGGCGACGUGUCCGACCUCACUCGCGAAUCCUGGGAGCUGCUGAAGGCGCCCUACGUGAAAAUAUAUUCGAUAAUGAAGAGCCAGGCCGAGGCGCUGGGCGACUCGCUCGGCGAGGAGCCGCGCCAGGAGGUGCUGUCGAUGAGCGAUGAGCUUCGCCGCGCGCUAUACUCGUCGGGCGCCUCCAUCGACAUGGAGUUCUCGCCGCCCGACCUCAUCGGCACCUCGGAGGUAUUCACCAUGGAACACAGAGAGAAGUUGUGCUCGGUGUUGCCGGCGCGCGCGCAGGGCUACAUGUGGUCGCUGACGUUCAGCACGAGUCAGCACGGGUUCUCGCUCGCCUCCAUGUACCGCAAGAUGCAGCGCGUCGACAGCCCCGUACUGCUCGUCAUACAAGACACAGACAACAAUGUGUUCGGCGCCCUGACGUCGACGGCUCUGCACCCGUCGGAGCACUUCUACGGCACCGGCGAGUCGCUGCUGUUCUCGUUCCAGCCCGUGGAGGACACGCGCCGGGCCUCGCAGCCCGCCGACACCGACAAGGAAGACAACAAGGAUGACAAGGAUGAUCAAGUAGCGCCCGUAAAAACUAAGUUCAAGUACUGGGGCUGGACUGGCGAUAACAUGUACUUCAUUCGCGGCAGCAACGAUAACAUCUCGAUCGGCGCCGGCGACGGCAAGUUCGGGCUGUGGCUGGACGGCGACCUGUACCUGGGCCGCACGCAGCGCUGCAAGACGUACGGCAACGAGCCGCUGACGACGCGCGAGGACUUCAUCGUCAAGAUCAUGGAGUGCUGGACCUUCAUCUGAGCGCCGCGCCCUCUGCUCGAGCCGGGCCGCAGCCACGCUGCCCUCCCACGCAUAGCGCUACACUACUCUACUUUCAAAUCAACAAAUAAGCUUUAGAUUAUCUUAUGAAAUUUGCUACGAAGAUUUGACACUUUUACAAGUCAGUCUUUUCGACUUUAGUAUCGAUGAGUCUGAAAACGAUUUUGUACUCGCAUUGUGACUCGAAACGUAGAGCGGCGCAGACCGACCUCGAUCGGCCGUCUGAAGACAAUAUUAUUAACGUCUACGCGCAUUUCUAGUCAAAUGUACUGAAACCUGACCAAUGUUUUCAUCCACUCCGAAUUUAGAGGCGUGUUCGGAUACGAGUGCGGAGCCGGAGCAUUCAUCCUAGUCAAUUGUCAUUUGUGUGUAAGUUACGGAGGCGUCUGGACGGGCCCGGCCGCCGGCGGGCGGGGCGACGUGCCCCACGCCGAUAAUUAUUACGUGUCAAUUCAUACAAUUAAUAUUGUGCAUUGUUGUUAAGGAAAUUAAAGGCAUAUUUGUAACUAUAAAAAUCUGUAUGUUAUGUAGAACUUUAUAUAUUAACGAAUCAAUCAUUACAUACCUACUAUAUGUUUAGCGCCGACUAAAGGCGCGUCCACUAGUGUCCAGUAUCGAGCAAUGUAACACGCAUUAAUUUUAUGAAAGUGAUUCUUGUUCAAAUUGAUUGAUUACUCGCUUCGGAGGUAUUUGGUGGUGUUUGGCAAAGCGAAAGCUAUAACGAAUCUUGCCAAGGAGCCGAGAGCCUCGAGCCGCUCGCGUGAAGCCCGCGCAGGAUCGGUGACACUGUCAGUAUAAAUAUUUUAUUUAUUAAUAUUUUGUGUAGAUUUUGUAUGUUAUGUUGUCGUGUCUGAUUGUAUUGAGUCAUAAUAUUAAGUUAGUGAGCAUAAUUAUGUUACACUUGUACUGUGAUUUGAUUAUUAUGGUUGCAUUUUUUCACUUAUUGGAGCGUUGUCACUGAUUAUUACCUACAUACCAUGAUGUGCUGAUCGCAGUUUAGUGAAUAUCUAACAUAUCCUUAUCAUCCAUGUCAUUGAUGUCAUACCUAAAUGUUAACGAUAGCCUACGGGAUACGAACACGCAAUCAAAUAGUUUUCAAGAAACCAUAGAUUAUUUUCGUGAUGUGACGCUUCAGUACAGAGAUGAGUAGCCAAUAUAUGAAUAUUAUUAAUUAAAUAAA
Molecule: messenger RNA, 5461 nt
Organism: Trichoplusia ni (cabbage looper)
Lineage: Eukaryota; Metazoa; Arthropoda; Insecta; Lepidoptera; Noctuidae
Gene: mtd
Product: TLD domain-containing protein 2
Exons: 26
Coding region: 550-4263 (1237 amino acids)
Biological process (GO): response to oxidative stress
Cellular component (GO): nucleus
Source: RefSeq, a predicted model, not a curated record